Messenger RNA from Paramormyrops kingsleyae, 1249 nucleotides. Lineage: Eukaryota; Metazoa; Chordata; Actinopteri; Osteoglossiformes; Mormyridae. The record is from RefSeq and is a predicted model, not a curated record.
GUGGAAGAACGUUUGGAAAAGCUCCUGGACCUGCCCACUCUCCUGAAGACCAAUAGUGCUGAUGUAUAUUUGCAUGGUCUGGAAGUUGGUGUUUGGAAAAUGGGAGGCAGCAGCAGCACUGAAAGAGUGGAGACAGAGGUGAAGGAGGAGGAGAAUCCAGAGCUCCUUAAAGAACCAUGGAGGAAUGUUGUGUGGGACCAUAGCACACGGACUAAUCUCAAGCAAUACCUGCAUGAUUACAAGCCCACUAUUGAUUCAGUGCCUCGGGCUCGGAUUCUUCUAAUUGGUGCAGUUGGUGCUGGAAAAUCAAGCUUCUUCAACUCCAUCAAUUCUGUUUUCCGUGGCAACAUGACAAGCCAAGCUAAAGCAGGAAGCGAUGCAACCUGCAUGACCAUGCAGUAUCGCACUUACACUGUGAGGGCGGGUCGAGGUGGACGGCCUCUGGCAUUCCUCCUGUGUGACACCAUGGGACUGGAAGCAGGGAAGGAUGGAGGCGUGAACCCUAAAGAUAUUGAGAGCAUCCUGAAGGGCUACAUACCAGACAAGUACAGUUUCAACCCUGUGCAACCAAUGAAAGCUGAUUGUCAGACGGGCAGCCGAUUGCCACUUCAGGACAGGAUCCACUGUGUGGUGUGUGUGAUAGAUGCCACUCGCUUUCAAUAUAUGGCUGAUGAAAUGAAGAAGAAACUUCAUGAAAUCCAGAGAACUGACUUUCAUGAUGUCCCUGUACUGGUGCUAUUGACCAACGUGGACAAUGCAUGCCCACACGUGAACAGGGACUUAAGGAAUGUGUACCGCAGCUGCUUCAUAAAGGAACUGAUCACAAGAGCGAGUGAAUGUCUGAGCGUCCCAGUGUCACAUGUGCUUCCAGUGCAGAAUUACACCUGCGAGACUGAGCUGAAUGACUCCUGUGACAUCCUGCUCCUCAGCGCCAUGAAGCAGAUGCUCAACUUUGCUGACAAUUACUUAGACAACUUGGAGGAAGACAUAGAGUAGACAAGUAUAUCAUAUUUGGAGGCAGUGCCAUCGCCUCACUGUGUCCAAGUUCUUGUGUUCUACUCCACACAUUAGAUCCCUGUAAACCUGCACAAGCCUUUUCAUAACUUGGACUUAGCUACACGGCAAAUGUGCCAGUCUUAAAUUAACUCUGCAUGGUGUCUAUAUGUGUCCACACCAUUCAGUGUUACCUUUAACACUUUACAGUGUGCAGUGAGUGUUGUUUUUACAAUGUUAAUGUUUAUUAACUCUU